Molecule: messenger RNA, 3186 nt
Organism: Rubroshorea leprosula
Lineage: Eukaryota; Viridiplantae; Streptophyta; Magnoliopsida; Malvales; Dipterocarpaceae
Source: the annotation of a GenBank genome assembly
CACUGACUCUGUGCUCUUGCAUUCUUGACCAAGUCGUUAGCUCCAUCUUGCACGGUAAUUCAAGGUUCAAUAUAUUCUCCGCUGUCUGUCAAUACCAAUGAGCAUAGAUCUCUGCUCUGUAAGCUUCCUGAAUAAUGGAUAGCAGAAGCAGAUCUGCCUCCCUUCUUUGUUUUUUGUGUUUGCUGAUCCUAAGUGUUCAUUCUUAUUCUUGGAAUGACGCUAUAGAACAGGGCAAACAACUCAGAUAUGGGGAGCUACUGCAGUCAUCUUCUGGCAUUUUCAAAUUAGGAUUCUUUCUAUCUUCCAGAAUGAAAAAUGAGUCCUACUUCGGAUUAUGGUACGAUUCCUACAGGCUCGAAGGUGAAGAAAACGAUAGAAGAGUCUGGAGUCCACUCUGGAUUGCAAACCGAGAAGCCCCAAUCUUCAACCGUUCUGGAAUUCUUGUACUCGACAGUAAUGGGAACCUGAAGAUUUUAUCCGGUGAGACAGAGGUCAUCACUUUAUACCAUACUCAGACUUCUAUAAAAGCCAGUGCCAUUCUACGGGACGACGGUAAUUUUGUACUCCAGCAGUUGAAUCCAGACGGAUCUGUGAAAGGCAUUCUAUGGCAAAGCUUUAAACAUCCCACAGACACUCUGCUGCCCGGAAUGAAACUAGGAAUUACAACAAAUCUAACAUCGGGGAUUAGUUACUUUUCCCUGGCCUCAGGCCCCUAUACACUCGGUAUGGAUCCCAAUGGAACAAAACAAUUGGUCAUAUGGCGACGUGGGGAUGUCUACUGGAGAAGUGGAAGUUGGCAAGAGAGCAGCUCUGACUUUCCAUAUAUUCCUCGGCAUGAUUAUGGCUACAACUUUAGUUUCACCCAGAAUGAGAAUGAAACGUAUUUUAGUUAUACUGAAAACCACUUAUAUUCCUUCCCAAGUAUAAAAAUAAGCUAUGAUGGUGAACUAAGGAUGUCUCAAGGCGCAAAUUCCUACCGCAUUAUUUCAUGUUAUGGACCUUAUGAUUACAACAAAGGCUGUGGAAAGGUAAAUCUUCCUGAGUGCAGGGUUCCUGAGUGCAGGGGUACCAUUCGCCUUGAUCAUGAUUUUAGAUACAGAUUCGGGAGGCAAGGCAUAAUGUUCACCAACGGAUUCAGAUUCUAUGAGAGUGAUAACCUAACUCUCGAUGCUUGCAGGGCCAAAUGCUUGUUGAAUUGUUCUUGUUUUGCCUAUGCUGCCACAAAUAUUGAGGAUCAAACAGGCUGUGAAAUUUGGACAUCAAAUGGAAUUUUUAGAGAAACAAAGUCUGAUGCCCCUGGGCGGACCAUAUACAUCAUUCGUUCCAAAAGGAACAAAUGGUGGCUGUGGCUAACCAUUGCUGUUGGAGGAAUACUGGUCCUACCCAGUUUAUUCUCAUACUGUUUUGUGAUUUGGAAAAAUUGCAUUUCAGAAGGAGAUGAAAACAUUGACCAGAGGACGCUAAUAAAAGAACUAGAAGGCAGUGAGUUUCCUCUCCUCCCAUUUGGAAAACCAAAGCGCUAUAAGAAAGAAAGAAAUGAUUUGCAUGCAUUCGGCUUUGAAAGCAUUGCCUCUGCCACAAACUAUUUUUCGAAUGCAAAUAAGUUAGGGGAGGGCGGCUUUGGACCAGUUUAUAAGGGAAUAUUACAUGAUGGGCGAGAAGUAGCAGUAAAGAGACUAUCCCCUAGUUCAGGACAAGGCAUUACAGAGUUCAAGAACGAAGCAAUGUUAGUUGCAAAGCUCCAGCAUACUAAUCUUGUGAGGGUUCUAGGCUUUUGCAUUCAAGGAGAUGAAAAGAUGUUAAUCUAUGAGUAUAUGCCAAACAAAAGUUUGGAUUCCAUUUUGUUUGAUGUUGUUAAAAAGAAAAUAUUGAAUUGGAAGAGACGCUUCGUCAUCAUUGAAGGGAUUGCUCAAGGGCUGCUUUAUCUUCAUAAGUAUUCAAGAUUGAGAGUGAUUCAUAGAGAUUUAAAGGCCAGCAACAUUUUACUUGAUAAUGAGAUGAAUCCAAAAAUAUCUGAUUUUGGGAUGGCUAGAAUUUUUGGAGAGAAUGAAUCAGAAGAAAACACAAGUAAAGUUGUUGGAACAUAUGGUUAUAUUUCCCCAGAAUAUGCCUUUCAUGGCCUUGUUUCAAUCAAAACUGAUGUGUUUAGCUUUGGAGUUCUACUGUUGGAGAUUGUAAGUGGUAGGAAGAACACAAGUCGUUAUCAUACUGAGCAUCCUUUGAACCUUAUAGGAUUUGCGUGGCAACUUUGGACUGAUGAUAAAGGUUUGGAGUUAAUUGAUCCCACUUUGGAUGAAUUUUGCCCUCAUGAUCAAAUUUUAAGGUGCAUCAAUAUUGGCCUCUUAUGCGUACAAGACCAUGCCGUGGAUAGACCCACCAUGUCUGAUGUUGUUUCAAUGCUUUCAAACGAGACUACAUCUCUGCCAGAACCAAAUCAACCAGCUUUUUUCAUCACCACUGCAAAUGUGAAAGAAGCAGGUGCUCCUAAAAUCAACUCUCAUCAUUGUUCCAUAAAUCAGUCUGUUCUAUGCUUGGUUAAUGGAACCAAUGGUUAUAUUUCUCCAGAAUAUGCCUUUCAUGGCCUUGUUUCAAUCAAAACUGAUGUGUUUAGCUUUGGAGUUCUGCUGUUGGAGAUUGUAAGUGGUAGGAAGAACACUAGUCGUUAUCAUACUGAGCAUCCUUUGAACCUUAUAGGAUUUGCAUGGCAACUUUGGACUGAUGAUAGAGGUUUGGAGUUAAUUGAUCCCACUUUGGAUGAAUUUUGCCCUCAUGAUCAAAUUUUAAGGUGCAUCAAUAUUGGCCUCUUAUGCGUACAAGACCAUGCCGUGGAUAGACCCACCAUGUCUGAUGUUGUUUCAAUGCUUUCAAAUGAUGAGGCUGUAUCUCUGCCAGAACCAAAUCAACCGGCCUUUUUCAUCGCCACUGCAAAUGCAAAAGAAGCAGGUGUUCCUAAAAUCAACUAUGAUCAUUGUUCUAUAAAUCAGGUAUCAAUUUCAGUGAUGGAAGCUAGAUGAUUGUUCCAUUGAGAUUCUGAUAUGAUAUUUGUCUAUGUGAUAGUACUGUGUGAUGGGGAUUUUAUUUUCCAUGUUCUAACUAUUGUUGGUGAUAAAACUAUAGACUAAAUAAGUUGAAAAAUUACUCUUAGUUGUGUCAAGAUGAAUAUGCAAAGAAAUGCAUUAGUUUCGC